This is a messenger RNA of Salvia hispanica, 1151 nucleotides long. It is a transcript of the gene GRF9, whose product is annotated as general regulatory factor 9. The record is from RefSeq and is a predicted model, not a curated record. NCBI's taxonomy places the organism in Eukaryota, Viridiplantae, Streptophyta, Magnoliopsida, Lamiales, Lamiaceae.
CAUUUCUCUCCUCACUCCUACUUUCCCCUUUUGUUGCUGUGGAAAUCGACUUGCAAAAAAAAUCUGCAGGUGUCAAAAACCUAGAGAGAGAGAGAGUGCCUUUGGAUCGGCGAUGGCUUCCUCUUCAGAUCGCGAAACCGCUGUUUACGUCGCUAAACUCGCCGAGCAAGCCGAGCGAUACGACGAGAUGGUGGAAUCAAUGAAAAAUGUGGCUAAAAUGGAUGUGGAGUUAACGAUCGAAGAGAGGAACUUGCUGUCUGUUGGGUAUAAGAAUGUGAUUGGGUCUAGAAGAGCUUCAUGGAGAAUAUUGUCAUCAAUUGAGCAGAAGGAAGAGUCCAGAGGAAAUGAGGUGAAUGCUAAGCGGAUCAAGGAGUAUCGCCAGAAGGUUGAGUUAGAGCUCACUAAUAUUUGUAGUGAUAUCAUGACUGUCGUUGAUGAGCAUCUUAUUCCUUCCUGCACAGCUGGUGAAUCAACCGUGUUUUACUAUAAGAUGAAAGGGGAUUACUAUAGGUAUUUGGCUGAAUUUAAGGUAGGUAACGACAGGAAUGACGUUGCUGAUCAGUCACUGAAAGCAUAUGAGUUGGCUACUAAAUCUGCUGAGACUGAUCUGCCUCCAACACAUCCUAUUCGCUUGGGGCUGGCUUUGAAUUUUUCAGUCUUUUACUAUGAAAUUUUGAAUUCCCCUGAAAGGGCGUGCCAUCUUGCAAAGCAAGCUUUUGAUGAAGCUAUCUCUGAGCUUGAUACGUUGAACGAAGAAUCGUACAAGGAUAGCACCUUAAUCCUGCAACUGCUUAGGGACAACCUCACACUGUGGACCUCUGACAUUCCAGAGGAUGGAGACGAAGCACAAAAGCAGGAUAAUACCUCCAAGCCUGGAGGCGAAGGUGCACUUGCUAAGUGAAAAGUCGAUGAUUUGUCGAGGAGAUAUGCGUGUUUGGGGUCGAAGUAGAUACAUUGUGUUUAUGUUUGUGUAUUGAUACUUUGUUCAGUGGUUGUGAAUGAUGCUGUUGGCUUGUGGUUUGUUUUAUUGUUGUGGGAUUUGAUGUGGCGUAUAGGUGGUUUAAUUUUAGUGACUACCUUAGCCUAGAUGUGUUUAUUUGAAUUAACUCAACAUAUCAUUAUUUUCGUCUCCACCAAACUUUUCAUUUGAA